Messenger RNA from Rhizophagus irregularis DAOM 181602=DAOM 197198, 931 nucleotides. NCBI's taxonomy places the organism in Eukaryota, Fungi, Glomeromycota, Glomeromycetes, Glomerales, Glomeraceae. The record is from RefSeq and is a predicted model, not a curated record.
AUUAUUUAUGAUAUAACUGUUGCGCUUAGUGUUAUACACUCGGAAAGUGCAAUUCAUAGAGAUUUACAUUCUGGGAAUAUAUUAUAUUCACAACUAAAUCAAGUUUGGUUUAUUAGUGAUCUUGGGUUUUGUGGACCAGUCAAUAAGCCAUUAAAAAGCAUAUAUGGAAACCUUCCUUAUAUUGCACCAGAAGUUAUUGUAGGAAAAAAAUUUACCUUUGAAUCUGAUAUUUAUAGUAUUAGUAUGCUUAUGUGGGAAAUUUCAUCUGGACAACCACCAUUUAUUAAUUAUGAAAAUGAUUAUGAUCUUGCACUGAUGAUUGUUAAUGGUAUAAGACCUAAAGUUGUGCCAGGAACUCCUUUAGAAUACGUAAAUUUAAUGGAACUGUGUUGGGAUGCUGAUCCAUCUAAAAGGCCUGACAUUAAUACAUUAAUAGAUAAAAUUUAUCUAAUUUUGCAAUAUAUAAAUAGUUUACCUCAAUUGGAAGUAAAUAGUAACUUAGAAAUACAUAAUCUAGAAACAAAUUACGUAAGUAGUACAAGUAAACUUUUUGAAUUUAAUUAUUUACCUGAACCAAGGAAUGCAACAUCUGAAGAACAAGAAGUAUUUCAUAGUAAAACAUAUGAUUUUAAAAUUCCUGAUAAUAUUGAUGAUUUCGACAGGUCAUAUAAGCAGAACAGUAAUAAUUCGUCAAAAAUAAUUAAGAUUUUUAAAGAUAGUAGUAAAAAGUUAUCUAAAUUAUUCAAAAAAUUGCAAAUAAAUUCAAAUGAUGAUAAAAAUGAAGCAAUUCAACAACAAAUAAAAAGGCAAAAUAUUGAUAUUUAUGACGAAAUGGACGAAGCAUGUAAUAAUCCCAAUCUUCAUUCAGAAGAACAAGAUGAAUUUGAAAUUCCUGAUGAUGGAUUUUAAAUCGUUCUUUGAUAACUUAAAU